Hordeum vulgare subsp. vulgare (domesticated barley) is the source of this 1490-nucleotide messenger RNA. RefSeq names its product protein NEN3-like. The transcript has a single exon. Gene Ontology annotation, molecular function: nucleic acid binding; 3'-5' exonuclease activity. Bases 158 to 1267 code for a protein of 369 amino acids. The record is from RefSeq and is a predicted model, not a curated record. NCBI's taxonomy places the organism in Eukaryota, Viridiplantae, Streptophyta, Magnoliopsida, Poales, Poaceae.
AAACGCACAACUCAUGCACCGUCCUCCCCAAGCAACCCCUCUCUUCUCCUCUCCAUGGAGGAGAUCAGGAGGAAGACAACGAGAAGAAAUAUUCUUCCUCCUCUUCUUCUUCCUCUUCCCUCUCAGCUCGGCUCUCUAGCUAGCUAGCUUUGCAUGCAUGCGCCCGCCAUUGAUCGUCAAAGCUUAUAUAUAUAUAUAUAUACCCCACGCAGGCUCUUCCGGCAAGACAAGGAUCGAUCAUCCAUUCUCCCGUCCAUCAUUCCUCUCCUCCAUUGAUCCAUUGCUUCAAGCAAGAAACAAGCAAGCAAGCAGAGCUCGGCCUCCAAGCAAGAACCAAAGCCCACCACCAAUGGCGACCACCAAGAAGAGGGAGAUGGUGUUCUUCGACGUGGAGGCGGCGCAGCCCCCGUCGUGCCCGUCCGGCGAGUGCCGCCUGGUCGAGUUCGCCGCGAUCCUCGUCUGCCCGCGCCGGCUCGUCGAGGUCUCCAGCUACUCCACCCUCAUCCGCCAGGACCACCCCGACGCCGACGAGAACAGCAGCGUCCUCCUCUCCGCCGCCUCCGCCGCGCCCGCGUUCGAGGACGUGUUCCCGGACAUCUUCGAGCUGCUGGACGGCCGCGUGUGGGCGGGCCACGGCAUCCGGCGCUCCGGCUGCGCGCGCGUGCGCGGGGCCUUCGCCGCCUUCGGCCUGCCCGCGCCGGAGCCCGUCGGCGUCGUCGACUCGCUCGACGUGCUCGUCGCGCAGGGCUGCUUCGGCCAGGACGAGGAGGCGGCGGCUCUGGCGGAGCACUUCGGGGUCGGCGUGCGGCGGGCGCGGGGGCUCCGGUGCCUGGACGCCGCGCGCCUGAGCCUCGAUGUGCUCAAGCACUGCGCCGGCGUGCUGCUGAUCGAGUCCAGCCUCCGCGGCGACGUGCCCGCCGGCGCCAGCCACAGGAGCAAGCCGGCGACGUCCAAGCCUAACAGCGACAGCAACAACAACAACACGCUGGAGAAGGCGUUUGCCCGCGCGGCGGCGAUGUCGACGACGCCGGCGAAGGCGGCCACCGCUCCUCCUCCUCCGUCUCCUGCUGCUGCUGCUUCACCGGCGGCUGUUCAGAGGGUGAAGACGUCGUGCAAGAGGGACAGCACGGGGAAGGUGGUGGUGGCGAAGAAGGGCGCGACGGCGGCGACCGUGACCACGACGACGGCAAGCGGCGGUCGCCGGGUGCGUGCGCCGGCGCCGCCGUUCAGCAUGAUCCUCAGGCACUCAAGGGCCGUCAUCAGAUGAGAUGAUGGAUGAUGAUCACUGCACAGCUUAAUUGUAGUUCUGAUCAAUUCAUAAUUGCAUCCCUUCAUUCAUUCAUUUGUAAAUUGUUGUAAAUACAGACAACCUAGGCUUGAUAACUGUGUCCAUACUCCAUAGUUAACUCAGGUUUAGUUUGACAGCAGUGUUGUUUGUUGUAAUAAUCAUCAUCAUCAAGAUGUUGUGAAAACACAAUUCAUUUCAUUUA